GGGGCCAGCGCCGGGUAGCAAAGUCCGGAGAGCCGCGAAGAUGCUGCUGGAUUUGUCGGAGGAGCACAGGGAGCACCUGGCCUUCCUGCCGCAAGUGGACACCGCGGUGGUCGCCGAGUUCGGGAGGAUCGCCGUGGAGUUCCUCCGACGGGGCUCAAACCCGAAGAUCUACGAGGGCGCCGCCAGAAAACUCAGUGUGAGUAGUGACACUAUCCAGCAUGGAGUGGAAGGAUUAACAUAUCUUCUCACAGAGAGCUCAAAGCUCAUGAUUUCUGAACUGGAUUUCCAAGACUCUGUCUUUGUUCUGGGAUUCUCUGAAGAACUGAACAAAUUAUUGCUUCAGCUCUACCUGGACAACAGAAAGGAGAUCAGAACUGUUCUGAAUGAGUUAGCACCUCGCCUUCCCAGUUACCACAGUCUCGAGUGGCGGCUAGAUGUACAGCUUGCAAGCAGAAGUCUCCGGCAACAAAUUAAACCAGCAGUGACCAUAAAGCUGCACCUGGAGCAGAAUGGCGACCACAGCACUCAUUUUUUGCAGACAGACCCAGCUACCCUGCUUCAUUUGGUUCAGCAGCUGGAGCAGGCGUUAGAGGAAAUGAAAACAAACCACUGCAGGAGAGUAGUCCGCAGCAUCAAGUAGCUCUGAGGUUCACUUCCUUCUAGUUGGCGGCCCAGGAGUGGCAGUGGUCCGUCUGGAUUUCAUGGAGUUUCUUUCCCUGCUCAAGAUGUUGAAAUCUUGAUCAGAAGCUGAACUACAGUUCCGUUUGGUGCUAAAUGCAGUCAGCUUCUUGACAGGUUAGAAAGCAUUUUUUACUUCAAGUGUGUAAAUAGGAUGGACCAACUAUGAUGAAUCAAUACUGUUCCUGAUUUCUGUGUAUAUGUGACUCUUCUGACUUGGAUGUUUUUUUUAUCUACUUUAUUUCCUUUGUCCUUGAUCAAAAUUUUAAAAUAAAAUUCACUGUUACUACUUAGAACUAUUUCUAGACAGUUCAGUAUUUUUCCCUUCUAAAAGCACUAUACAAUUACAGCCAUAGAAAAAGACAAAAGGAUUUCUACAAGCUUUUCUAUAUUGUUACAGGUAGCAUGUGUAUUCUUGUAUGUAUGUAAAGAUAAUAAGUAUCAUUUACCAUAUUGCUUACAUUUGAGUUAUUGGGGCUAAUUAAUUUAAGUGAUAUACAAGUUUGUGUGGUCUUAAUGUACAUUUUAUCAGGGACUAAUUUCCCCCAUUCCCAAAGCAACUAAAAGACACACCAUCAUUUAUGUUUACAAAUGAUGAUAUAAGAGUUGAAUGAUCAAUUCUUUUUUAUCUUUACAUAUUUAUUUUGUGUGGAUGGGUGUUUUGCCUAUAUGUAUGUCUGUGCACCUUGUGUGUUCAGUGCACACAGUGGCAGGAAAGGGUAUUGGGUCCCUCGGAACUAGACUUAGAAAGGGGUGUGAGCUUCCACUGGGCACUGAGGUUCAAACUCGGGUCGGCUACAAAAGCAGCCGGUACUCAUAUCCACCAAUCCAUCUCUCCAGACCCAGAGCAGUUUUGUUUUUGUCUUAAUGUUUACUUUGUUUGUGUGUGUUUUCAUCCAAAGGCUAAAGUUCGGGACUUAGUUCUCUCUUCCUAUCCUGUGGGUCCAGGAGAUAGAACUCAGGUCAUCGGGCAUAUUGACAAAAACUUUUACCCACUAGUUGUCUUAGAUGUAUAGACAUAAUUUUUAACUACACUGAGGGCUAAGUUAAUGAAGCUGCCACAUUAUCAAACCCACAAGGAAGGAAACCACAGUUAGCAGUGCAUGCCACGGGGUGUAAAGGUAGCCUGCCUGCCAAGCUGUAACAGCUCUGCGAGGCGUACUUGUCCACAGUGGACAAAACAUAACUAGAUUGCCCCCCUCCCAAUAGUGAACCAUUAGCCUGUGUCCCUCCAAGCAACCUUUCUUCCACCCCUUGGUUCAUUGUCUUAGCCCAAUCUAAAGAUGAAAGCAGUUGGCACAGUGGUUGGUACAUGACUACUUCUAGUGCCUAGGAGACAGAGCUCUGGGAGUUCCAAGGCAGCUUGCUCUACAGAACAUUCUAGGCCCGCUAGGACUACAUGAAGAGACCUUGUCUACACACACACACACACACACACACACACACACACACACACACCAAGAUAAAAGCAUAUGCAACUUUAAAAAGGAAAAAAAAAAUCCAGUUCUCCCAACUGUUCUCAUAUUGAUUAUUUCUGUGAUGAUGGGCCCUUUUGGGGGCAAAGAAAGUUUGUGAGUAAUCCCUCUGCCCCUCCCCCAACACCUUUUAGAC
Messenger RNA from Mus pahari (shrew mouse), 2289 nucleotides. It is a transcript of the gene Commd2, whose product is annotated as COMM domain containing 2. The record is from RefSeq and is a predicted model, not a curated record. NCBI's taxonomy places the organism in Eukaryota, Metazoa, Chordata, Mammalia, Rodentia, Muridae. Bases 41 to 640 code for a protein of 199 amino acids. The transcript is spliced from 5 exons.